UUUCUGCAACCUUGUGCUGAGAGCUUUUGCAUACAGUGAGUGAACCAGAGGAAGAAGGGAAGCAACAUAAUGGAGGUUGAUGAGCAAGGUUUCUUAGAGGAAUUACUGAGCUUAAGGAGAGAAAGUUGGGAAACCUUUCCUCCACAAAUGAAUGCCACUACUGAUGAUGAAAUGAUGAUGCUGUCGAAUGGAUGGAGUACUUUCAAUUGCUUCAACGAGAUGAUGAUUACUAAUAACCCUCCAAGUUUGCAUUGUUUCCCACCGAGUCCGUCAUUGUUCGGAGAAAUGUCUUCGACAAAGUCACAACUCGAUCUUGUUUCUUCAUUCAAUGAAAUGAGUGUCCCAUUUGGAGAAGAUCUUAGCUUUAUAAUGCCAGAGAUAGGCAAUUUCACUUUUGAGCAAAAGCAAGAUGCAGUACCAACUCCAUUGUUCAUAGAGCAACAUGAUGAUCAAAUGGUUUUACCUAGUCCUUUAUUAUGCAAUGAUCAUCAACCUCAAAAGUUAAUCGAAGAUGAGAACAAUGAUACAAAUCUUAAACUUGAGCAAGUUCAUCAAGCUAGUACGAACCAGAUUCAAGUAUUUGAAACGGGUUUAGAGAGAAAGACGACUAAGGUGAAGAAAGUUGAAGGACAACCAUCAAAGAAUCUAAUGGCGGAAAGACGGCGAAGAAAACGAUUAAAUGACCGCCUUUCGAUGCUCCGUUCCGUUGUUCCUAAGAUUAGCAAGAUGGACAGAACAUCUAUACUUGGAGAUACUAUUGAUUACAUGAAAGAAUUACUUGAUAGAAUCAAAACAUUGAGAGGAGAAAUCGCUCAAAUGGGUGGUUCAACAAACAAUUCAAUGGAUAUCUUUAAGGACAUCAAGUCAAAGGAGAUCCUCAUAAGAAAUACUCCCAAGUUUGAAGUAGAUAGGAGGGAAAUGGAUACUCGAGUCGAGAUUUCGUGCGCAGGGAAACCGGGGUUGUUACUAUCGACUAUUACUGCCAUUGAAGCAUUAGGCCUUGAGAUGCAACAGUGUGUUAUAAGCUGUUUCAGUGAUUUUGCAAUGCAAGCUUCAUGUGCAGAGGAAUUGGAGCAAAGAAAAAUAAUAAGCUCUGAUGAAAUAAAACAAGCAUUAUUCAUUAGUGCAGGUUAUGGAGGAAGAUUUCUUUAGAGACACACCAACAGAUGCAGCAGUACCAAUCGAUUUCUCCGGUUGCGUUUGUUUUUUGCUGAGUUUUUGCACAUAGUUGCAUCCGAAUUUGACUCAUAUGAGUAUGACUCAUUUUAACUCGGAAAAAAAAUUUAUCAUAUAUAUCAUAUUAUUUUUGUU
Molecule: messenger RNA, 1311 nt
Organism: Papaver somniferum (opium poppy)
Lineage: Eukaryota; Viridiplantae; Streptophyta; Magnoliopsida; Ranunculales; Papaveraceae
Product: transcription factor bHLH93-like
Exons: 4
Coding region: 70-1152 (360 amino acids)
Biological process (GO): regulation of DNA-templated transcription
Cellular component (GO): nucleus
Molecular function (GO): protein dimerization activity; DNA-binding transcription factor activity; sequence-specific DNA binding
Source: RefSeq, a predicted model, not a curated record